AACGCGAUUAUUAAAUUUUAUCGUAAUAUUUCUUCGUUGUUCUCGCGACGUAGGUACACUCUAAUCGCCCGACACACGUCUGAUCGCUACGACGGUCCGCUGUCGAAACUCUUCCAGUCUUUCCGCUUCCGGUCGCGUUUUGGCAUCGUAGUCGGCGGCGUUGAGCGGUCUAUUUCGAGCGUCGCCGUGGACCGUUUUUAUCUUUUUUUCCCGUCCGUGUGGUCGUGGCGACGGCGGCGCGCAGCGUGUUGUCGCGCGCGCACCAGCGUUCCCGGCGCCGGGGCGAGGACGGCCGAGCGCGCGCGCGCGCGCUUCAAUCCCGUGGAAAAACCCGUGCGCGCGUAUUCGGUUGUAUUAUUGUCUAUACUAUAUGAUAUAGUACCCGUACUGUUCGCCGCCGCGCGCCACGGUAGUUGUACGACGGCGACGAAGCGGCUAUGCAAUAUUAUUAUUGUUAUAGUGCGUUUCUCGUAAAAUGACAAUAAUAUAGUCGGCCGUCGUAUCAUCAUUGUUGUCAUAGUAUUUAUGGCCGUGCGAUGUCGUUAUAGUGGCGGCCGCUAGGACACGUUAUAAUAUUGUUGACAUAAUAAUUGUCGGCAAUAAUUAUUGUCUCUCGGGAUUUAUUUAUUCGCGCCGCCGCGGGAAAACGGAUUCGCGCGCGUUUCGUCCGUCGGUCCGGCGGCGGCGGUGACGGCGAUGACGAUGACGAUUUCGCGGCGGCGUCGGCGACGGUGCCGGUCGCGUCGUUGUUGUCGCCGUGAGUAGUGUUAAUAGUCGGCUAUCCGGGCUUCACGAGCGCGGCGUUUUCGGCGGUCGGAAACCGGCGGCGGCGACGACAUGGGUAACUAUUGUUCGUCGAAACAAAAGGACAGCGGAGGCGGUUCCGACGAGUACUUGCAUAAAGCUCGUUACAAAAAAAAUCAAAGGAAAGCCGACAAGUCAACCAACGUAAUAUCCGUUCCCAAAAAGGGCAAAAAACAUGCCACGGUGCCUGCGGCGGCAACAACGGCCGCAACCAAUAGCAGCAAAGUGGCUGUGUCAUCCAAUUGCAACGUCGGCGGGGUAACUUUUAUAAUUCCGAGAAUUGAACAGCCCGAAGAUCAGUCAACCGCGACAACUGUCGUCUGUAAGCCCUUCGAACCGAACAACAUAUCCUCCUCCACAGUAGAUAAAACACCAGAAAAAUGUUUUGCAUUUAUCCUACCGGACGAAUUGAAAAGCGUAUCGACCGAGACGAAGAAAUUACUGCUUGGCGUUUUUGAACCCACCGCAAAUCAAAAGACCAACAAAAUUGUCGUUUACAUCUGUGUGCCAGACAAUAAAGGAUUUCCGGAUGAAAGGCAGAUCCUGUACAAAAGCGUACUGCCGGAAAUCCGGUCGAAAUGCACGAAAAUUGGUUACGAACUACACGUGGUAGACCUUUACUGCGACCACCAGCAACAGCAAGAAUACGGACAACUGGAUACGCCUGUCCGGCUGGCGGAACUGCGCCGACAGAACCGCGUUGGCCACGUGGUGCCUGUCGUGUUCGUAGACGACUCGCUGGGUCCACCGGUCCUACCCCACGUGAUGACCAGACAAGACUUCGAUCUCGCCAGGAACAAAACGCCAGACGCCAGCAAGCUGAUCGAAAAAUGGUACACGCUUGAUGCGCAGAAAAACCACUACGAACUCCGGAACGAGAUGAUGUUUGAAACGACUUUCGAGACUCAGGAAGCUGACGAAAAAUUAUGGCACGAUGAGAAAGUACAGCUUCAAAUCGCACUCAUGAAGGCGUUCGAUUCAAAGUCGUCGCGGAACGGUUACGUUGAACAAGUUUUUCAACAGGAAGUCCGUAAUGAGAUCAUAUUGAACGCCGAGUUGGCUAAAAGAUCGGUGUGGAUUAUCAACAAUUAUGACGUGGUUUCCGGUCACAAGUGUAAGACCACUUCGGUGGAAACCAAGAAGAGACUUGAACAACUCAGCAAGCAGUUGAAGAAUGAAUUGCCGGAAACCAGUAUCAUAUUUUACGAGACCGCUAACGCGGCGGAGUCUUUAAAAAAAGUAGCAUCCGUAAUAACGACUAUUGUCGAAUCUGUAGACAAGGAAAGGGAAAAACAAGAGCCUACGUAUGGUGUGAGCGGAAUACUGUUGGAAGAACUGAGGAUUCAAGCGUGGUUUGGGUACAACGCGGCUAAACGGGCUGUCCGCCGGGAUGAUGUUAUGGAACGUGCCAAAAAGUAUUUGACGGACGCGGACGCAGGGUACCCGUUGAUACUGUACGGGCCUUCGGGGUCGGGCAAGACCACGGUGAUGGCGUCCAUAGCGAAACACUGUCACGUGUGGAAUCAGGACGCGGCCGUGGUGAUGAGAUUCGCCAACGCGUCCGCUCACAGCUCGUCGCUGGGGCAAACGCUCAACUCGCUGGUUGUACAAUUGAAUCUCAUAGACAGCGGAAAAUGUACUUGGUUCAAGCACGACGUACAACUGUACUCGGAACAAAUUAUACGGCUGUUGGGUUCGGUUGGAUCGAAACGGCCGGUGACGUUGAUUGUCGAUGGAAUCGAUCGAUUCGAGAAUGAUUUGGUGGAUUGGAUACCACAGUCACUGCCCAACAACGUCAAGAUCGUAGUAUCGGCCUCGGAACCUUCACCGCACCUAAACCGAUUGCGACAGACCAUAAAAUCGACAGAUUCGUAUAUACGGAUUGCAAACAUGACUGAUGAACAAAUCGACUCCUUAUUAUCAACGGCGAUCAUCCGACCGAUCGGUGGCGGCGGAAGUGAAACGAUCAAAACCGACGCCAAAAUGGUGGCCGCCAAAACACCGUUGGAACUCCAUGUAAGCUCGCUGUUAUCUAAGAUCCGAAACUCAAAACAACCACCCUCGGCUGAAAAGUGGGUGGAAGCCAUUUUUGACAACGUCGAAUCACAUCUCGGCAAAGACAAGGUAUCCUCCGUGAUUGGACACAUGUGUGCCACCCGAUAUGGUUUACUCGAUUCGGAGUUGGUCGAAUUACUGUCUUCGGAGAACGAAUUUCGAUCUUCAGACCUUUCCGUCGUUGCGAUUUCGUCUUCGGCCGGUCUCUUCUGGGCAAUGUUCAACGAGCUGAUGUCAUCAUUUUUGUACUGGUUCAAAACGGAUCGAUACGCGACAGUCCGAUGGAAGAACGCCGCAGUCGCUGAAGCCGCGGGUCGGCGUUAUAGCGCGUGCAUCCAGCGCAUCAAUAAGAAAAUGCUUUCGUACUACAACGACCAGGUGAUGUCAGUGGCAGAGGACGACAGUGGCAAGAAGAACUUAACGAAACGCAGGAAACUGGAUGAGUGUACUCACCUGACCGACCAGGCGGAGACGAUCAAAGAAUUUUUCAGCGACCUCGAUUGGGUUUUGGAAAAACUGAAUAAUGGGUCGGUGCUACAGUUACUAGACGAACUGUCGGUCCACGCCCAAGAGCCGCAAGCGAGUUUCCUCAGAGACUUCCUGUCGUCCGCCAUGCCAGCCGUAAUGGACAAUGGCAACCAGCUGUACUCGCAAAUGUCGCUGUACCAGCCGGCGGCUGACCGCUACCGGGCCCUGAUGGAAGCGCCUCCGUUCCCGACAUUGAUGCCACUAGUUCCGAAGGAUGCUGCGACUGCGGCGGCACAGUUGUCAGAAUCCGUAGACGGUGCUGGUGCCACGGACAGGUUCGACUUGGUCAAACGAUUCAACGACGACGCGAAUUACGUGAUCACCGUCAGUACCGGGCGGAAAGAAAUAAGCGUGUGGGACGUACACACCUGUAUGAGAGUGCGCACGCUCAAGGGAAUCCUCCAUCCGACCGCGAUGAAACUGAUCGACAAUGAGCGUUGCAUAGUGUUAUGCGAGCGAAAACUUAUCGUCAUCAACUUGGCGACCGGAAAAGUGAUCAGCAAACUCAAAGGUGUUAUGAAUCAAAACAUGCCUUACUUCGGCUUGCACAGUUCCACGAAACUCGUUGCGUUGGCUAGGAGCAGGAUGCAUGUGAACCUGAUCGACAUCGAAACUGGUACUAUAGAGGCGUACUUUAAAGCCGGUGAAGACAGAUUCCUUAACUCACUGCUGGUGUCCGGAAACGGGAGAGUCAUGGUGUGCGGUGACGAAACUCAAAAACCUUUUCCGCUGCUCGUGUGGAACUUGACCUCAAGGCAGUUGAUGUACGACUUGCGCAUACCGUUCCAUGAAUUCGUCACUCGACUCGCGGCCAUCACUUACGAGGGCCACUACGUAUGCUGCGUCGCUCAAGAAGUAGACGAGCCCGGGCCUAACUUCAUAGUGGUGUAUGACCUGCAGUCGGGCACGUUAUUCAAAAAGUGGAAGCCCGGCGUGAACUGCGUGGCGCUAGACAUAUCGUCCAAGGACGGGUGCGUCCUGAGUGGCCACGAGAACGGCCACAUAUGCAUCUGGGACCUGACCACCGGUAACUGCCGAUGGACGCUAAGCGGCCACGUGGCGCCGGUUACCAGCCUCCGACUGGACCCGGCCGGCGGUUCUUUCGUGUCGCUGGACACUCACGCCCGAGAUCGGACGAUCAAACUAUGGAACGUCACCACCGGCCAACUAGUCUCGGAGUUCACCCCUGCUAACCCUAUAACGGCGUUCGAAAUACUGCCAGGCGGCGAGUUCGUGGUGGUCGCGUCUUCUGGGUCCGCGCACCCCACUGUCCUGCAGCUCCGAGGGCCACAGCAGUCCGCCAACGAGCAAACUGCGACGACGAAUACUUACGGCGGCGAGACGACGCUCGAAGUAGACUUGUCGUUGGACUUCCGAGACGAUGCAGCUGCUGCGGCGGCGGCGGCCUCGGCCCCGGUCCCGACUUCUGCCGCCGUGUCUAGAUGACAGCCGCCGCCGACGGAAAACGACGACGAUACGACUGCCGCAUCGGGAUGUGGACGAGGAAAAGCGUUUGUCGCUGAAGGUCUCCGCGAGAGAUUUCACGAUUUUCGUACCUAUUGUCCCGACGACAACGGCGAUGGCAAUUAUCAUGGUUAUUUCAUGUUUUUGUCGCUGAUGAUAUACAUCCUCCUCCUCCUCUUACUUCUCCUGUCAUACUUGCUUUACUCGUUCUACAUCACACACACUCACACACACUGUGUUGGUAACCUUUGUCGAAUGUUGACUGCCGAUAAUGUGGACGUUACGAUGAGUCUCUCGGUCGACGAGACACGAUCAUAGUUUACAAAAAAUAAGAAUUCUUCACAAUACCAUCAUACUGUAACUACUAUUACUGACUACUGUUUACUACCACUACUACUACUACUACUACUACUACUACUACUACUACUACUACUACUACUACUACUACUACUACCACCAACUACUACUACUCAUCGUGGUGUAAAUGCCACACACAUCCAAACUUACUUCUAUUUUUUUAUCUCCUAAGACUGAUCCUAAUUGUAAGAUAACGCACAAAUGUAGACUAAAAACAUAACUAUUUUCAUUCGGAUACGUCUACAAUAUUUAAUAUUACAUAAUAUUAUGUCCUCUUCUGUUCAUCUUUUUAAUAAUCGUAUAUUUAAUCGGUAUAACUUCUCUCGAACAUCGUCAUUUUUAACCAACACCACAAUGUUUUAAGUUUUAACAUUUUAAUAUUAUUAUGAAUGUCUUAAAAUUGCUAAGGGUUUUAAAUGAAAUAAAAAUAAAAAAUUCGAAGUAACAAAGUGUUCUUUUUUUAUGAAAAAAAAAUACAUAACACACAAACACACACACAGUUUUUGAAUACAAAACUCAUAAACCACAACAGAAUGGAUAAAAUGCCAC
Myzus persicae (green peach aphid) is the source of this 5757-nucleotide messenger RNA. RefSeq lists its product as uncharacterized. Bases 838 to 4833 code for a protein of 1331 amino acids. Gene Ontology annotation, molecular function: ATP hydrolysis activity; protein binding. Lineage: Eukaryota; Metazoa; Arthropoda; Insecta; Hemiptera; Aphididae. The transcript is spliced from 21 exons. The record is from RefSeq and is a predicted model, not a curated record.